GGCUUCUGCACCCGGUCGGCGGUCAGUAUCAGUCGGGACGACUACUUGAAUGUUGUGUGAACGAGUGUCCUGAAGAAAGAAAAGAACAAACAGUGGCCGAGCCUAACAACAAAAAUUAGUAGGCUAGUCGAAAGUCGUAUUAGGAUUGGUUAACGUAGCAAACUCUCGGGAACCGAGAAAUCAGAAGAUAAACUGCUUCAAACUGGGGAACUGCAUCGAGAGUGUUGCUGUGAUUCAAUCUAAAUUCGCUAGUCGGAGCCAGAUGACCCCGGUGCUGUAUUAUCUUCCCCCGUCGCCACCGUGCCGUUCGGUUCUGCUGCUGGCCAAACUGAUCGGCAUGGAGCUGGAACUAAAGACGCUGAAUGUGCUCGAAGGUGAACAGUUGAGUCCGGAUUUUGUGGCACUGAAUCCGCAGCACACUAUUCCGACCUUGGACGAUCAUGGCCUAGUGCUGUGGGAAAGUCGGGUGAUCCUUUCCUACCUGGUGUCGGUUUACGGCAAGGACGAAUCGCUAUACCCGAAAGAUUUCCGUUCGCGUGCCAUCGUCGACCAGCGGCUACACUUCGAUCUGGGAACACUGUACCAGCGGGUUGUGGAUUACUAUUUCCCCACUAUUCUGGUUGGAGCCCACCUGGACCAAACGAAGAAGGCUAAACUGGCAGAGGCUAUCGGAUGGCUGGAGGCCAUGCUGAAGCAGUACCAAUGGGCGGCGGCCAAUCAUUUUACGAUAGCGGAUCUGGCACUGUGCGUUUCGGUGUCGCAAAUCGAGGCGUUUGAGUUCGAACUGCAUCCGUAUCCGAAGGUGCGAGCGUGGUUAGCGAAGUGCAAGGAAGAACUGGAACCACACGGUUACAAGGAAAUCAAUCAAACAGGAGCCGAUACGUUGGCCGGUCUAUUUCGAUCGAAGCUUAAACAAUAAACAGGUGUUGCGAUGAUUCCGAACGCGGUCGAAACAGGGAAGCAACGGUAUAAAAGGCUGUUCUGGACUAUUGAGAGAUCAUCAUCAGUUUACCGAUAUUUAUGUCAGGAGGUCGAUAUAAAGUUCAAAUUCUGUAAGCAAAGUAACUAGAUCAA
This is a messenger RNA of Malaya genurostris, 1074 nucleotides long. RefSeq names its product glutathione S-transferase D7 (gene GstD11). Gene Ontology annotation, molecular function: glutathione transferase activity. The transcript has 5 exons. Bases 263 to 919 code for a protein of 218 amino acids. Gene Ontology annotation, biological process: glutathione metabolic process. The record is from RefSeq and is a predicted model, not a curated record. Lineage: Eukaryota; Metazoa; Arthropoda; Insecta; Diptera; Culicidae.